This is a messenger RNA of Echinops telfairi (small Madagascar hedgehog), 3908 nucleotides long. It is a transcript of the gene AP3B1, whose product is annotated as adaptor related protein complex 3 subunit beta 1. The transcript is spliced from 27 exons. NCBI's taxonomy places the organism in Eukaryota, Metazoa, Chordata, Mammalia, Afrosoricida, Tenrecidae. Gene Ontology annotation, biological process: intracellular protein transport; anterograde synaptic vesicle transport; vesicle-mediated transport. Gene Ontology annotation, cellular component: AP-3 adaptor complex; membrane coat. The record is from RefSeq and is a predicted model, not a curated record. The coding region runs from base 85 to 3330 and encodes 1081 amino acids.
AGUUUUGUUCCGCGUCGUCCCGACUGGACACCGUCGGCGAGAACCCCCGGCCAGGCCCACCCCUCACCCGCCGACACCGUGGCCAUGUCCACCAACAGCUUCGCGUACAACGAGCAGUCUGGAGGAGGGGAGGCAGCGGAGCUGGGCCAGGAGGCGACCUCAACCAUUUCUCCCUCGAGCGCCUUUGGCCUCUUUAGCAGCGAUAUGAAGAAAAAUGAAGACCUAAAGCAAAUGUUGGAGAGCAACAAGGAUUCUGCAAAAUUGGAUGCAAUGAAGAGAAUUGUUGGGAUGGUGGCCAGAGGGAAAAAUGCGUCCGAACUGUUUCCUGCCGUUGUGAAGAACGUGGCCAGUAAGAACAUCGAGAUCAAGAAGUUGGUCUAUGUUUACUUGGUCCGCUAUGCUGAGGAGCAGCAGGAUCUGGCACUGUUGUCCAUAAGUACUUUUCAGCGGGCUCUGAAGGACCCAAACCAACUAAUCCGUGCAAGUGCUUUGAGAGUUCUGUCUAGUAUCAGAGUGCCUAUUAUUGUGCCAAUAAUGAUGCUCGCAAUUAAGGAAGCUUCUGCUGACUUGUCCCCAUAUGUUAGGAAGAAUGCCGCCCAUGCAAUACAGAAAUUGUACAGCCUUGAUCCAGAGCAGAAAGAAAUGCUAAUUGAAGUAAUUGAAAAACUUCUUAAGGAUAAAAGCACACUGGUAGCUGGCAGCGUUGUGAUGGCUUUCGAAGAAGUGUGUCCAGAUAGAAUAGACCUCAUUCACAAGAAUUACCGCAAGCUCUGUAAUUUACUCGUUGAUGUGGAGGAGUGGGGGCAGGUUGUCAUCAUCCACAUGCUGACUCGCUAUGCUCGGACACAGUUUGUCAGUCCUUGGAAAGAGGAUAAUGGUCCAGAAGACAAUGAGAAGGAUUUCUAUGAGUCAGAUGAGGAGCAGAAGGAAAGGAUUGGCCAAAGAAAGAAGCCAUAUGCUAUGGAUCCAGACCAUCGACUCUUAAUUCGGAACACAAAGCCCUUGCUACAGAGCAGGAAUGCAGCGGUGGUGAUGGCAGUGGCUCAGCUCUAUUGGCACAUAGCCCCCAAAUCCGAAGCUGGCAUCAUUUCCAAAUCCCUCGUCCGUUUGCUUCGUAGCAAUAGGGAGGUGCAGUACAUUGUCCUACAGAAUAUAGCAACUAUGUCCAUUCAAAGAAAGGGUAUGUUUGAACCUUAUCUGAAGAGUUUUUACGUUAGAUCAACUGAUCCAACCAUGAUCAAGACGCUGAAGCUUGAAAUCCUGACAAACUUGGCAAAUGAAGCCAAUAUAUCAACUCUUCUUCGAGAGUUUCAGACCUAUGUGAAAAGCCAAGACAAACAGUUUGCAGCAGCCACUAUUCAGACUAUAGGCAGGUGUGCUACCAACAUCUCAGAAGUCACGGACACGUGCCUCAAUGGCCUGGUGUGUCUGCUGUCCAACAGGGAUGAAAUAGUUGUUGCUGAAAGUGUGGUGGUUAUUAAGAAGCUGCUGCAAACGCAACCUGCGCAACAUGCUGAAAUCAUUAAACACAUGGCCAAACUCUUAGACAGUAUCACUGUUCCUGUAGCUCGAGCAAGUAUCCUGUGGCUAAUUGGAGAAAAUUGUGAACGAGUUCCUAAAAUUGCCCCAGAUGUUUUAAGAAAGAUGGCUAAAACCUUUACAGGUGAAGAUGAUCUGGUAAAACUGCAGAUUUUAAAUCUGGGAGCAAAAUUGUAUCUCACCAACUCCAAACAGACAAAAUUGCUUACCCAGUACAUAUUAAAUCUCGGCAAGUAUGAUCAAAACUACGACAUCAGAGACCGUACAAGAUUUAUUAGGCAGCUGAUUGUUCCGAACGAGAAGAGUGGCGCUCUAAGUAAAUAUGCCAAAAAAAUAUUCCUCGCACAAAAACCGGCUCCACUGCUUGAGUCUCCUUUCAAAGAUAGGGAUCAUUUCCAGCUUGGCACCCUAUCUCACACUCUCAACACUAAAGCUACCGGCUACCUGGAAUUAUCUAAUUGGCCAGAGGUGGCGCCCGACCCAUCAGUUCGAAAUGUAGAAGUGAUAGAGUUGGCUAAAGAAUGGAUACCAGCAGGAAAAACAAAGAAAGAAACGCCUAGUAAAAAAUUCUAUUCCGAGUCUGAGGAGGAAGACGGCUCCUCUGACAGCAGCAGUGGCAGUGGGAGUGGGAGUGGAGAAGAUGACGAGGAGGGAGACAGCAGCGAGGACAGCAGUGAAGACUCUUCCAGUGGGAGUGAGUCAGAAGUGGACAACAGAAAAACAGCCAAGAAGAGCUCGACAAAUAAAGGCAAAAGUGAUUACGAAGAUGGGGAGAAGGAAAAUGAAAACUCGAAAACUUCAGAUUCUUCCAAUGCUGAAUCUAGCUCUGUCGAAGAAAGUUCUUCAGAAUCUGAAUCGGCAUCAGAAUCCGAAAGUGAACCCGAGUUCAGAAAAGUCACUAAGGGGAAAGAAAGGAAAGCAAGACAAGAUGGAAAGCCUGUUGCCAAAGAUGUUUCACUCCUAGAUCUCGAUGAUUUUAACCCAGUCUCCACUCCCGUGGUUCUCCCCACCCCUGUUCUUUCGCCCAGCUCCAUAGCCGAUCUCAGAGAUUUGAACUUGUCAGCUUCUUCACCCGUCAUCAGUGUCAGCUCUCCUGUCUUUGUACCGAUGACAAGUCACGAGCUGCUUCAUCGAAUGAGUGGGAAAGGACUGGCGGCCCACUACUCCUUUCCAAGACAACCGUGCAUUUUCAGUGAUAAGAUGGUUUCCGUCCAAAUAACAUUGAAUAACACCACUGAUCGAAAGAUCGAAAACAUUCACAUCGAGGAGAAAAAACUUCCAGCAGGCAUGCAAAUGCAUGUUUUCAACCCAAUAGAAUCUCUUGAGCCUGAGGGAUCCAUUACUGUUUCAAUGGGUAUUGACUUUUGUGAUUCAACUCAGACUGCCAGCUUCCAGUUGUGUACCAAGGAUGAUUGCUUCAGUGUUAAUAUCCAGCCACCUGUUGGAGAACUCCUUUUGCCCGUGGCCUUGUCUGAGAAAGACUUUAAGAAAGAGCAAGGAUGGCUAACGGGAAUGAAUGAAGCCUCUGCUGUAGUUACAGUCGCCCCGCAGAAUUCCCCGCCCUCGGUCAUCCGCCAGAAGGUGGUAAACGUUGCUAACCUGGGGGUUGUCCCUUCUGGCCAAGACAGUAUACACAGGUUUGCAGCUAAAACAGUGCACAGUGGGUCGCUGAUGCUAGUCACAGUGGAACUGAAGGAAGGCUCCACCGCCCAGCUGAUCAUCAACACGGAGAAAACUGUGAUUGGUUCUGUUCUGCUGCGGGAACUGAAGCCUGUCCUGUCCCAGGGGUAACCUGCUUGCAUCUGGACUUCAGGAUCUGGCACACAACAAAAGUGCCUGGCAUCCACUGCUGCUGCCUUUCAUUUAUAAUAAUAGCCCUUCCAUCUGGCAAUGGGGGGGAUACACUCCUGACAUUCCUCCCGCCUGCUUUAGAAUGCUAGUGUGUGUCUCAUGUCCGCAAUGCUGGCCCCCUUUCGCUUUGCUAACCAAAGAACAUAUAUUGUACUGUCAGUUAUCACAACUCUUGAAUCCCUGUGACGUUUUCCCUGCCCUGCUACUUCCUGUGGCCUCCUGCUAUCUUCUCUCUCUCUCUCUCUCUCUCUCAGCAAUGAUGGGCACUAACUGGACUUGCCCUUUCUGCAGGAAGCAGAGAUUAGCAGUCUGUCCGCCCCCCUCCCCCCGCUGGGUGGGUGAAAAUGGGGUCCCAUACUUUCUAGAAUGAAGUGCAUAAGUAGUGAGGUCUCUGGAUAAAGAAAAGAAAUAAAAAAAAUGUUGCUCCUUAAAUUUCCUGGGAUCCUAAUUGAUUAUGGACAACUGUCAUCAUGAAAUUAUCACUAAAUAAUAAGAUGAAUAAACGAGCAUCGGAAUCA